AUGGCAAGCAACCUCCUUCACGACUCCUGUCGGUAUCAGAGGUAUCAGGAGCUUCUGGAGGACACCUCUAUCCCGCCCACUAGCCGCAUCAAUGUCCUCGAGAUCGACCUGCCCAAAUCCCCUUCUCAUUUUCAGGGCCCCUACGCUUAUUCGCAAGAUGUGUCCCAGCUCACUCAGCUCUCAAAUUCGCCGAUCCGGGUCAUAUUGGCGGCCCUCGACUAUCCCUCAACUCACACCAACCUCGUCCUAGAGACAUUGAUCUCCCUCUUCGAUAUCCCCACAGCCUUCCUUAGCGAGCGCGUUCAGGGCGUGACCCACUCCCUCAACGUCGAAACCUCGCCUGCCGGAGGCGUCACCUGUUGGCUGCAUUUCCUCUGCAAAGCCAUCGUCAAGCGGCCCGAUGCUCCCACCUGGCACCGCGCAGGCUUCUUCCUCACGCACACUCCGCAAAAUGGCACUACUCUCCUCUGCUUUGGCGCCUCCAAGACUCUCAUCACGCGCCUCCAGCGACUGCCCUUCUCCGCAUGGCAAUCGAUCGCCACCGACCCUCUCGCGAUUCUCGCCAUCGUGCUCUCGGACCUGCAGCUAAUCAUUGACGAGCAAGUCUGGGCUCUCAACGACCGGGUCGGCGACUACGAGCAUCGUGCCAUCACCACCACGCGUACCAUGUCCGCCUUUCCCGACGACUACUUUCAGGAGCUACAUCUAUGGGCCAAGAAUGUAAUCCACCUCAAGGAGGCCGCCGAUGCUUCGCUGUGCACAUGUCAAAGCCUCCUGGACGCCAUAAAGAACCGUUCAACGCUUUCCUUUUCUGGAGGCUCUAACACCACCGCUACGCUCGCCUACCUGUACACCCUCAUGCACUCUACGACCCUCCGCACGGCUUCCCUACACUCUCGCAUCCAGAACACCAUCGCCUUGUCCUUCAAUCUCGUCGCCCAAACGGACUCGCACUCCCUCCGCGCCGAGUCUUCAUCCAUGCACACGAUUGCCAUCACCACACUGAUCUUCCUCCCCAUCUCGACCGUCGCCACGAUCUUUGGCUCGCAAUUCUUCUCCUUCAACCCGCCCGAAGACGCCGCCACGCCUGCAGAUGGCGGCCCCGAGGCUGCAAGCUUGGUGCUGAGCAAGGAGUUCUGGCUGUUUUGGGUAAUCACGGUGCCGUUGACCGUGGCCGUGCUUGGCAUAUGGUUGGGUUUCCAUCCAGAGGCGGUGAGAAGAUGGUGGCGGAGGAACAUACGCAAGGGGAAGGAUCGGCAGCGAGAGGACGAGGAGGGUGGUGGUGGAGUAUUAAUGGGAAUUGCAGUUCCUGCUGGAGGAACGGCCCUACAGAAUCUCUCCAUUCAGGCGACCGGGGCAAGUGGGUUGUCGGGCAGUAGCACUCUGGAGGGGGGAAGUAAAGGUCCACAUUGA
Molecule: messenger RNA, 1413 nt
Organism: Cyphellophora europaea CBS 101466
Lineage: Eukaryota; Fungi; Ascomycota; Eurotiomycetes; Chaetothyriales; Cyphellophoraceae
Exons: 1
Coding region: 1-1413 (470 amino acids)
Source: RefSeq, a predicted model, not a curated record